Messenger RNA from Pararge aegeria (speckled wood butterfly), 1323 nucleotides. RefSeq lists its product as uncharacterized. Gene Ontology annotation, molecular function: odorant binding; olfactory receptor activity. Bases 1 to 1323 code for a protein of 440 amino acids. The record is from RefSeq and is a predicted model, not a curated record. NCBI's taxonomy places the organism in Eukaryota, Metazoa, Arthropoda, Insecta, Lepidoptera, Nymphalidae. Gene Ontology annotation, biological process: sensory perception of smell; detection of chemical stimulus involved in sensory perception of smell. The transcript has 5 exons. Gene Ontology annotation, cellular component: plasma membrane.
AUGUUCCAGACUCUUGGUUCUCUAUUACAUUCUGAACCAGAGUGGAAAUUUGGUCGCAAAAUAAUGAAAGUGAGCUUAAUAAAAAAGUUCUGGGGAGGCCUUGAAAAGUUUGGUUUGGAACAUGACGAUUUUCCAACCAUGAUGGGAAACGUUGCUAUUUUGUUGAGGAUUUUGACCAUUAAUAUAUACAAAAGACGAACUAAACGUAUAUCAUUGAUAUGGUACAUUCUGACCGUGGCGGCGGGAGGUUGCUACUUCUACGUGUACAUUUUCUCCAUGAUGUGGCAGGUGUUCAUCCACUACCCGCGGCUGAACAACUUCGCCGGAGCAGCUGUCGCGUUGACUCUGGGCACCUGCACCGUCACGUGCAUCACUAAGUUUGUCUUCAUGAAGAUGUAUGCAAAUGAUAUAAAAGAAACGAUUGAUAAAUUUCUACAAUGUGAUGAAAAGGUCGCACUGGACACCAGAUUUGCAAAAAAUCUAAGAAUUAAGUUGAGAAUUGUCAAAAAACGUGCAAUUAUUAUUUGGGUAUCGCUUGUGUCGGACGGUGUGAUAUAUUUGUUGAUACCCAUGGUGCUGCCCGGAAGACAUGUUUCAGAGGAUUUGUAUAUUAUCUAUGGUUUAGAGCCGAUGCUCGAAUCUCCUAAUUACGAAAUAGUGACAUUCCUAACAAACACCAGUAUAGGAUUUGCUGUGUACACGAUGGUAAACGUCGCCGUAUAUGUUAUAGUCGUGGUCGGUUACAACGAGUCCCAAAUACACGCACUCAGUGAAGAACUAAGUCAUCUGUGGAGCGACAGCCAAAACUUUUACAACGCACUGAAACAUACCAUCCAUGACAAAAUCCACGCAAUUUACAUAAAGGAGAAAAUUGUUAAUGAAUUCAUAAGAAUACGUCUAAGAGAUAUCGUCAAAUUUCACAUUGCCAACAUUAAUCUGUUUCAUGAAUUAGAUCACGAAUUCCGUAAUACUUUGGCUGUUGAAUACAGCAUAAUGACGAUAUCUAUAAUUGCUGAGCUGCUUGGAGGUCUACAGAAUACAUAUCUCCAGCUACCCUAUACAAUGGUGCAAGUGUUCAUGGAUUGUCUGGCCGGGCAGAGGCUGAUAGAUGCCUGUAACGAUUUCGAAAAUUCACUGUAUGCUUGCGAAUGGGAAAAUUUUAAUGUCUCCAAUCAAAAAACUGUACUGUUAAUGCUCGUUGCUUCACAGAAGACACUGAUGCUGACAGCCGGGGGUGUGACGAAACUGAACUUCAACUGUUUGAUGAUAAUAGUCAAGUCUACGUAUUCCAUGUACACGACCUUGAAGUCUACUUUAAAGUGA